AUAAAAUAAACACAAAAAUGUCUCCAGAUGGCGGACACAAUCUUUGAACAUGAUGUGAAGCCCAGACAAAUGGCCUAUAUAAAUGAUGGGAAUGUUCUAUUCAAUGUCAAUUCCUGGUGGAUUUUCCGUUGUAUGGUCUUUUCUUUGUCUUUUCUCUUCAAACAAGUUGACUGCACAAGAAUGCUGGCCAGAUUGAUUUUAGUUCUGUUGACUAUUUUUGUUUUCAACGUCAUUUCUAUAAACGCCCAUGGACGCCUACUGGAGCCGCCAUCUCGCAUGUCUGCUUGGAGACUGGGCUAUCCUGUCCCCAGGAACUAUGAUGACCACUCAAUGAACUGUGGCGGGUAUGCUACUCAGUGGAACAAAAACGGAGGUAAAUGUGGUAUCUGUGGAGACUCCUGGUCAGGUACAAGAUUUUAUGAAAGACCAAAUGGAGCAAUGGUUCAACAUAAGGUCAUCCCAAUGACCUACUCUGAAGGUUCAACUAUGAAGGUCACUUUAGAUAUAACUGUGAGCCAUAACGGCUGGAACGAGUUCAGACUGUGCAAUGUAGCCAGAACAGGAGGAAUCGAAGCCACGCAAUCCUGUCUGAAUGACACACUUUUGUCUGACGCCAGUGGGAAAACAAAGUUUUAUUUCACCAGUAAGAAAGUUGGCCUCUAUAGCUACAAGCUACUUCUUCCUAGAGGAACGACUUGUGAUCACUGUGUGCUCCAGUGGAAGUGGAAAACAGGAAACAGCUGGGGCUGUGACGCUGCUGGUUGUGGAGUAGGUCACGGUGACGCCCAGGAAGAGUUCUACGGUUGUUCAGACAUCAAAAUCUUACCUAAAGGCGCUCCAUUACCUACACCAAAACCAAGGACUACCACCAAGCCAAGCUUUUCUUUCAGACCCAGCGCGAAGGACUACCUUGGAUACAACUUGCUGGACAUUUUCCGAGAGUUUGAACUUGUGUCCAGAACGUUCGACGUGUCAGAAAGAGACGAUGACCUUGACCUCGACGACGUUCUUCCAGUCAACACAAGCGCGCAGGAAUAUUUGGAAACGUUAAUCACAUUGAAAACUCAAGGGAAGCUACCUUACAUACCCCAAACACAUCCAUCUGAUAGUAAAAUAGUUUUCUAAUUCAUUGUAUUUUUCUGAACCAAGUACAGUGAUCGGUACAUCUUAUUUAGAUUAGUACGUCUUAUUUAGUUCAGUACAUCUUAGUGUGUCAACUAACUACUAUUACUUCUGAAGUAAAAUUGCUGCUUCUUCAAAUCUUUCGAGAUUCAAUAUCAAAAAUUGAAUCAAUACAAAUUAAACUUGACGAGGAAACAAUUUUAGCUUUUUAAACCAAUGACAGUUCCACUGAUACGAAAUUAUUUCUUGGAAAAUAUAAAUGUUGUACAAUAGUGUAAUAAAAUAGCUUUCCAAAACUUGUGUACUGUUAUUGUCACGUGAAUAUUUGUUUUGAAACUUUUAAAUAUUUGUUAAUAUCUCCUGGCGAUUGAUUAAUUGUGUUUGCUGUUGAAUAUUUCUAAAUGUAUCUUAAAUUUAAAUUCAAAUUCUUUUGAUAGAAAUUUUCUUAUCUCUCAAAAUGAAAGUAUAGCAAAGUAAAAAUGUGUGCUAUCCUAUUCGAAAAUAAAAGUGAAUAAAGCCAAAAAAAUUUCU
Molecule: messenger RNA, 1653 nt
Organism: Biomphalaria glabrata
Lineage: Eukaryota; Metazoa; Mollusca; Gastropoda; Planorbidae
Exons: 5
Coding region: 28-1125 (365 amino acids)
Source: RefSeq, a predicted model, not a curated record